AUGAGUGCAGCAAUGCGUGCUGACUGGAGAGCCUCUGAUAGCUUUGAUGGCUCUGAUGGCGCACAGACGGAUGAAGAGCACUUUUGGGAGGACCCGAAACGGCGUGGAAUGCCAAGCCCUGAAAAGGACCAGAGCCAAGCCCAGGUCGACCAACUCCCUGUCGAUGUGCCGUAUUCGUUGUGGCCCAGCCCGCCAACACCGCCCAUGCCGCCGAUGCCGCCACCCACACCCGUUUUCCUCAUGCAGUGCCCGUGCUAUGGAUGUUGGGACCCGGCAUCCUUGGCACCAUGCGACUCGUGCGACUCCACGUCCAUCUCGGCAUCCACCAGCCCAAGCCCGCCAAGCCCAAGCAGCACAGCGAGCACGGGGAGUGCCCAGGCGAAGGCUGCUGGAACCUUGAAGCACCCGCACUGCAGGCCCUGCAACAAGCAGUCCAAGUGCAAGCAGCUGCAGUGCAAAUACUGCCACCACCCGAGCCACGUGGGUCCGGGAUGCAGCCGCGGCCAGCGACGCCGCGACAGCGCGGCUCGACGCGCUCGGGGUCCGGAUGAGACGUUCCAGAAGCUUGAGAAGGAAGCGAAGAAGCUGGUCCGCAUGGCUUGGCAGCACGAGCUCCUGGUGGAGGUCGUGCGCGGCCUUGGAGAGCAGGCCAUGCGCAUGAAAGGCCGCCAGAAGACGCAGCAGUUCGAGGGGCGCAGCCCGGAGAAGUGGCUGAUUGGGCGCCUGGCGUACCUGGGGGUCGAUGAUGAUCGCGAGUCCAUGUUGCGAGCCUUGCAAGAGGCUCAAAAAGUCUUCGAGAGCUCAACGUCCACGUGA
Symbiodinium natans is the source of this 816-nucleotide messenger RNA. NCBI's taxonomy places the organism in Eukaryota, Dinophyceae, Suessiales, Symbiodiniaceae. The record is from the annotation of a GenBank genome assembly.